AUGAUUUCGUUUGAUGUCGCGUCACUUUUCACGAAAGUUCCUCUUGUUUAUACAAUUGAGUUGAUACUCGAUGAAAUGUAUCCAAAAUGUACAGAAACUUGUCAGGAGAAGCUGAAAACGAAACAAUGUAAGAUGUGUAGAGAUCGUGCAGAUUUUGAGACUCUGCUACGAGCAGCAACAUCUGAAACGCAUUUGCUGUUUGACAGUAAAAUGUAUAUCCAACACAAUGGAGUGGCGAUGGGCUCUCCUCUUGCGCCUAUUAUUGCAGAUAUUUUUAUGUCUCACCUGGAGAAAACACUAAUGAAUCAACUUGAACAAGCCGGUGUACGGUUAUGGUUAAGAUACGUGGAUGACACGUUUGUUCUCAUUGAACAAAACACAGAAAUACAAAAUAUCAUCAUUAUUCUAAACAAAUUUCAUCCUAGUAUUAAGUUCACUUAUGAAAUUGAGCAGAAUGAUCAAUUGCCAUUUUUAGACGUGAAUGUGAUACGAACUAACGAUCAUACAAAAUUUGAAACAACAGUCUUUCGAAAAAACACAUUCACAGGUCUCAUGAUUAAUUGGUCAUCGUUCGUUCCGAUUGAGUAUAAAAAAGCGGCAGUUGUUAGCAUGGUUCAGAGAGCAUUAUCGAUUUGCUCUAGUUAUUCUCUACUGGCUAAAGAGUUUGAAAAUAUUCGACAGAUUACUAAACGAAAUGGCUAUCCUUCGACAUUUGUGGACAUACGUAUUGGUAUUGGUCUGACUAAAUGGCUCGGGAAGGACAAUGAUAAAAGAAUAAACACAGUGACAGAACCAGUGAAAAAGAAAAUGUUUUUUGAGCUUCCAUAUGUCGGUAGGAGUACGGAUGGUCUAAAACGAAAACUGACGGCGUUUGCGAAUAAAAUUCGACCUGAUACUGAUCUAUGUUUUUAUUCGAAAACACCGCAGUCGUCUCAAACAUUCUUUCAACUGAAAGACAAAAUACCGAAACAUCUUCAGUCAGACGUUGUCUAUGCAGCAAAAUGUGGUGAUUGUAAUGAUAGUUAUGUCGGAAAAACUGAACGACAAUGUC
Didymodactylos carnosus is the source of this 1051-nucleotide messenger RNA. The record is from the annotation of a GenBank genome assembly. Lineage: Eukaryota; Metazoa; Rotifera; Eurotatoria; Philodinida; Philodinidae.